AAAUAGAAGCAUUUCAUUGAUUGGGAAACAGCUGUUUUACGUGUAGUAUUAUUUGCAGUCUGUCUCUUUGUUCCUGGGUCUUCCUGGGUUAUUUUCCUCACACCAAGUGUACUUUACGUCCAAAGAGUAACUCAGAAGUCGCGGGAAUAAGCGCAGAAUGCAGUAAAGUGUGCAUAAGACUAGGAAUAUAAAAAAACUAGGAGUAAAAAAUUACUUUACCAAAACAAAAAAAAAUGUGUGGGAAACUGAGUGAAAAUCUUGAGUUCUGGAUGACGAAUCUUCCAGUACCACUCAAGGAUAUUCCGGUGAUUAAUUUAGCCAUUCCGGGAACUCACGAUUCAAUGACUUAUGACAUGAGAGCUUUGAGUCCCGUGGCACCAGAUGCUGAAGCAUGCGUUCAUGUCUUGCACAAAUUCAUUCCCUGCGUAAUCAAACGCUGGGCAGUGACGCAGAAACUCUCCUUAACAGAGCAACUUCUCAAUGGGAUUCGCUACCUUGAUUUUAGGAUUAGUUUUCGCCUCCCCGAUGCGAAGUACUACUUUGUUCAUGGACUGUAUUGUGAAGAAAUUGUUGAGGCUCUGCAUGAAAUUAGGGACUUCCUAGAGAGUCAUCCGGGAGAAGUGAUAAUCCUGGAUAUUCAGCAUAUGUAUCAGUUUGAGGAGAAGAAUCAUUCUGAACUGAUGGGUAUGCUUCAGGAUGUCUUGGGUGGAAAAGUCUGGCCCAGAGAUGGUCGAUUGCUGAAGCAGUGGACACCAAAAGUGGCUUGGGAGAGUGGGAAGCAACUUUUGAUAAUCUACAGGAAUCACCAAGCUCAAUUUGUCCAGAGCUUCUGGACUGCUGAGGAUUGGCCGACUCCGUGGCCCAAUCAGACCAAUGUGAGCAAACUGAAGGAUUAUCUGGAGCAAAGUCUAUCCAUGCGAUCUCCCCAACAGGGAUUCGUUACCCAAUGUGUACUUACUCCCAAUAUAUCUUACACUGUGCCACGCUUCUUUUCCUCUCUUCAGCGAACUUGUGCCCGUAAAGUCUUCCGGAAGCUUCUCUCCUGGAUUGCCACCCAAAAACCCGGACCCUGGCGUCCAGGAGAUCAACCUACAGUCAAUGUUAUCCUGGCGGAUUUUGUGGAGAUCCAGAACAGUGAAUUUUGCAAAAUAGUCGUUGAUCUGAAUCUCAAACUGUACACGGAAAAGAUCAUCACGAUGGAGUCUUCAGCGUGAAAGCUUUCUCCUUCCUGGCGUUUGCUACUCUACCUUCACACUUCAGUCAAUAGCGAGAUGCCCGCUCAAUUCAAUUGUGAUAUUAGUAAUUUAUUUUUUUUUAGUUUAUUUGCACAGCAUUAGUUCGGCAACCGGAGAACAUCAGACAUUCCAGUUCUUGCUGCAGCUUCAGUAAAUAUUUUUUAAUUUAUAAAAAUAACGACCUAAGGGAAGAGGCUUAAACUUUACAAAAAAGCAUUGUGAUUACAUUGUAAGAUUUCCGAUCUUGAAAUAUAGCUCGUUCAAAAGUGGAAAAAGUGAGUUAAACUUAUAAAAAUCUACUUAAAUUUAUUAAAAAAAAAUAUAUUCAAGAUUCUGUCAAUUUUAUUUGUUUUAUAAUUCUGUGUUUCCACCAUGACUAAAACGGUAUUGUAAGUAGUAAUAAAUCAAUCGGAUUGAUAUCAAAAA
This is a messenger RNA of Phlebotomus papatasi, 1661 nucleotides long. Its product is annotated as PI-PLC X domain-containing protein 3. The record is from RefSeq and is a predicted model, not a curated record. Lineage: Eukaryota; Metazoa; Arthropoda; Insecta; Diptera; Psychodidae. Gene Ontology annotation, biological process: lipid metabolic process. Bases 234 to 1214 code for a protein of 326 amino acids. Gene Ontology annotation, molecular function: phosphoric diester hydrolase activity. The transcript has 2 exons.